This is a messenger RNA of Helianthus annuus (common sunflower), 1303 nucleotides long. RefSeq names its product tRNA (guanosine(18)-2'-O)-methyltransferase. Gene Ontology annotation, molecular function: RNA binding. The coding region runs from base 121 to 1173 and encodes 350 amino acids. NCBI's taxonomy places the organism in Eukaryota, Viridiplantae, Streptophyta, Magnoliopsida, Asterales, Asteraceae. The transcript has 6 exons. The record is from RefSeq and is a predicted model, not a curated record. Gene Ontology annotation, biological process: tRNA guanine ribose methylation.
ACCAUUUUGCAAUUUAUCAUUAUUUUCAUCUCUAUUAUCAUCGCCACCACCACGACCACCACCACCGUUUAUCCUCAGUCUCCACCGUCAUCCUCUCCGGCGAGACACUCACACAUACACAUGGCCACCUGUAAAUUCCUCUGCCGGUAUUCUCUCUCUUUUCUAGAACUCAGUACAACACGCAUUGGAACUUGUACUCCGUCGUUGCACUUUUCCGGCCACCGUCUUCUCUUUCGCAGCUCAGGGUUUAAACUUAAGUCCAACCGUCACUCCACAAGACCAUACGGUGUCGUUUCAGUUGAAUCCGUUGACGAUAGUUAUACAAGUCCGGAUGAAGAUGAAGUUAAACAAACUAGUGUUGGAGAUUUGAUAUGGAGAAACUCAAAUGAUGAUGUAACGAGUUUUAUGAAGAUGGAGCGGGCGAUUGAGCCUCGGUCCAAUACUCGGUUUCCGUAUUUGGAUAAGUUUAAGACUGGAAGCUCGUUUUUGAGUAGUCGAGAGGUGUUGGAUGCGGUUGAGCCGUCGUUGAUGGAGCUUAGGAAGGAGAGGUUUAGGAAUGUUGUUAACAAUCGGACGUACUCCGUGUGUCUGGUGGUCGAAGGAUUGUCGGAUGCGGGGAAUGUUUCUGCUGUGUUUCGUUCGGCAGAUGCGUUGGGGUUUCAAUCUGUUCAUGUGGUGGCAUUAGACAGCAGGAAAAGGUAUAGAGAGCAUCGUCAUGUUAGUAUGGGAGCUGAGAAGUGGUUGGAUAUUGAGCUUUGGGAUACCACUGAAGAGUGCUUUGACGUUUUGAAGUCACGUGGUUAUCGCAUUGCUACAACACAUUUGGGGAUGGAGACGGUUUCUGUUUAUGAUAUGGAUUGGUCACAGCCUACUGCUAUAGUCGUUGGAAAUGAGGGCAGGGGGAUUAGUGAAGAAGCUUUAAAAUUGUCAGAUAUGCAUUGUAGUAUUCCAAUGAAAGGAAUGGUGGACUCGUUCAACGUAUCUGUUGCUUCUGGGAUACUGAUGCACCAUGCCGUCUGUGAUAGAACUACACGGCUGGGUGCUCACGGUGAUCUGACAUCAGAAGAAAAGCAAAUAUUACUUGCUGAGUUUUCUCUACGACAUAGCAGGAGUUCAAUCAGCAUUGCCCAUGAGUACGCCAAGCGUAAGAUCGCAGCUUCACCCAAACUCUGAGCAUUAGUCUUUCUCAUCAUUCGGAUAAUUAUCAUACUGGACACUAUUUGUUGAACUUUACAGUUUUGGACUUGUGAAUUGUGAUUGAUGUACCUUUUUUCUGGCCCAAUAUGAAUACUUAAGUAACAUA